AUGACUGUCGGAGCCCUCGCGAUCUUCGUGGCGCUGCCGUUGGUCGUGCUUGCGGGCGUGCCUCCAACUGAGGAGGAUUGCCAGGAGCGCCUCACGAGCAUCCGCGCCGCGAUCGAAAAUAGAGACCUCGAUCGAGCGCUCAAGCUCUCGGAGUUGCUUGUGAGGGAGCCGGGCGUGCUGUACCCGCAAGCGUGCACAGCGGACGAGCCAUAUGCAGGCGACAGCCUCUCCAACUUGCCAAAGCUACCGACUCCCGACUACAAGGCAAUGCGCUCCCAAAACGCGUGCGGAAACGUCUUCGUGCUGAGCCUGAUUGCCUUUUACACGUCGCAAGUGUAUCUCUGCGGCGAGGAAGGCAAGGAUAUCUACGCGGCCCUCAUCUACUCUGAGGCCGUCAUCGCCAUCAUCUGCCUGCUCGGACUCGCUCUCGGCGAUCCCGGCGUGGUCAAGCGCUCCCGCGAAACGUGCUUCCCGCUGCCCAACGCGAUUUCCGAGGCGCUACUAGCCGGUAAGGACCUCUCUUCCAUCCGGUCCAACGUUCGCGGCGACGAUGGGCGCACGUUUUGCGUGCGGUGCUUCGUCUGGCGGCCGGACAAUGCGGGUGAGGUGCACCACUGCAGCAUAUGCCAGCGCUGUGUGACGCAUUUCGACCACCAUUGCGGCGUCUUUGGCCGCUGCAUCUGUGGGCGGGGGUUUGGCGGCAACAUGGGUUACUUCAAGGUGCUGAUCAGCAUGUUCUUCUGCGCCUUUUGCACCUGGGUCGCUUUCUUGCUCUUUCUGAUGGAGACGGCUAUCUUUGACCACGCGGACCCCCCUGUCUGA
Messenger RNA from Emiliania huxleyi CCMP1516, 822 nucleotides. RefSeq lists its product as hypothetical. The coding region runs from base 1 to 822 and encodes 273 amino acids. Gene Ontology annotation, biological process: protein targeting to membrane; peptidyl-L-cysteine S-palmitoylation. The record is from RefSeq and is a predicted model, not a curated record. Gene Ontology annotation, cellular component: Golgi apparatus; endoplasmic reticulum. NCBI's taxonomy places the organism in Eukaryota, Haptophyta, Isochrysidales, Noelaerhabdaceae. The transcript is spliced from 2 exons. Gene Ontology annotation, molecular function: protein-cysteine S-palmitoyltransferase activity.